Sphaeramia orbicularis (orbiculate cardinalfish) is the source of this 3423-nucleotide messenger RNA. Its product is annotated as centromere-associated protein E-like. Gene Ontology annotation, molecular function: GTP binding. NCBI's taxonomy places the organism in Eukaryota, Metazoa, Chordata, Actinopteri, Kurtiformes, Apogonidae. The coding region runs from base 1 to 3423 and encodes 1140 amino acids. The transcript has 6 exons. The record is from RefSeq and is a predicted model, not a curated record.
AUGACAGUAGGUGCUAGUGCUCCUGGGAAACAGAGUCUUUGUCGCUUAAAAACACCACUGAUUCCAGCCGAAGAAUCUACCCUCAGGAUUGUUCUGUUUGGGAAAAGUGAAGACAUGAAGACCAAAUUUGUUACUUUUGUGAUUGGUCAGCAAAAUUACCACUCCCAAAAACAUCCCCAAAACAAACAAUGUGCUGCCAUCAAAGGAGAGUGGAGAGGAAAACCACUAACAGUGGUGAAAACUUCAGACCUGUUUAACUUGUCAAUGGAAGCAGUGAGAGAAGAAAUGAAAAUCUGUGUGUCUCUUUGUCCACCUGGACCAAAUGUUCUUCUGCUGUUGGUGAAACUGUCAGAUUUCACUGAGGAGGACAGUCAAACACUGAGGUCCAUCCUGAGUUUGUUUGGUCCAGAUGCCUUCAAACGCUCCAUGGUCGUCUUAAAACGCAGGGACAAAAAAAUGAGAGUCCAUGUUACAGAGCUCCUGAAAGACUGUGGAGGAAGACACUACAACAUGUCUGAAGAAGACCACAGUGUUUUAAUGGGGAAGAUUGAAGAAACUAAAGACAACAGCCGUGUUCCUCUGUCCACAGUCAUUAAACCACCUUUAAACCUGGUUCUGUGUGGGAACAGAAGAUCAGAGAAAACUUCAGCAGCCAGGGCCCUUCUAGGUCUGACUGAGCUUUGUUCAGGUUCUUCAGAGUUUGUUAAACAUCAGGUGGAGGUCUGUGGACGUCAGGUUUCUGUGGUGGAGCUGCCUGUCCUGAAUGGAAGACCUCAGGAAGAAGUGAUGAAAGAGUCACUCCAGUCCAUCUCCCUCUGUGAACCUGAGGGCGUCCACGCCUUCAUCCUGGUCCUACCAGUGGGUCCACUCACCGAUGAAGACAAGGCAGAGUUACAGACCAUCCACAACACAUUCAGCUCUCGAAUCAGGGACUUCACUGUGAUUCUAUUCACUGUGGAGUCAGAUCCUAAAGCUCCAGCUGUGGUGGACUUGGUAGAAAACAAUAGAGACAUCCAGGAGCUGUGUCAGAAAUAUGGAGGAACAUCUGUCAUUCUCAACGUCAGAGACAAACAGCAGGUCUCCGAGGUGUUGGACACUGUGGACAGAAUGAGAAUGUCCAAGGACAAACCGUCCUACACAGCAGAAACAUUUGGACAAGUCCAAAUACAGAAGAUCACUGAGCUACAGGCUGAAAUUAAAGAUCUGAAAAACAGACGCCAAAACCCCUGUGAUGAAGAUAAACAGAGUCCAGAUUGUCUGAGGAUUGUGUUGAUUGGAAAAACCGGCAGUGGAAAGAGCUCCUCAGGAAACACCAUCCUGGGAAGAAAAGAGUUUAAAGCUGAAUCAAGUCAAAAAUCAGUCACUAAAGUUUGUCAGAAAGCAGUAGGUCAGGUGGACGGUUGUUCUGUCGCUGUAGUCGACACUCCUGGUCUGUUUGACACAGACCUGACCAAUAAGCAAGUUCAGAAGGAGAUGGUGAAAUGCAUCAGUCUUCUGGCUCCAGGACCACAUGUCUUCCUGUUGGUGUUCCAGAUCGGCAGAUUCACAGAACAAGAAAAAGAGACAGUAAAACUCAUCAAAGAAGGAUUUGGGAAGAAUGCUGAAAAGUUCACCAUCAUCCUUUUGACACGUGGAGAUAACCUGAUGGAUGAGGGGAAGUCAAUUGCUGAAUACAUAAGAGACAAAUGUGAUGAUUCAUUUAAGAAGCUGAUCUCUGACUGUGGAGGAAGAUACCAUGUGUUCAAUAACAGAGAUAAAAACCACACACAGGUCAAUGAGCUGAUGAAGAAGAUCGACUCCAUGGUGAAAGAAAACGGAGGAAGCUGCUUCACUAAUGAGAUGCUUCAAGAGGCUGAAGCAGCGAUACAGAAAGAGAUGGAGAGACUGUUAAAGGAGAAAGAAGAAGAGAUGUGGAAAAAGCAGAAGGAAGAGCUGAAAACAAAACAUGAGAAAAUGAUGGAAAUGAAAAGACGAAUGGAAGAACAAAGAGAAGAAACUGAAAGACAGAGAAAACAGAGAGAAAAAGAACUGAAAGAAAUAGAGGAAAACAUUAAGACAGAACGCAAACAAAGAAAGAAAGAACAGAAAGAGAGAGAAGAGGAAGACAGAAGAAAGAAAGAACAAGAUGAACUUCAGCGACAGGAGUGGGAACAGAUACUUCAAGAUUUGGAAACAAAGAUAAAAUCAGUGUCAGAAUCUAAAGAAACUAUCGAUAGAAAACUGAAGGAGAGCAGAGAAACAAUGAGAAAACAACGAGAGGCCUGGGAGGAAGAAAGAACACGAGAAUGGAACAAACAAAAAGAAGAGGAGGAAGAAAGAAAAAGAGAGGAGGAAGGAAAACUUAGAAAGCUUCAAGAACAAUGUGAGGAAAAGAGACAAGAACAUGAAAGAAAAAUAAGAGAAGAUGAACAGAUCAGACGAGAAGAGGAAGAAAAACAGAGAAAAGACUUAGAGGAGAAAUAUCAGAGUGAAGUGAAAGAUCUGAAGAAAAAACAAGAAGAGGAGGCCAGAAAGAAAGCAGAAGAAUUCAACGAAUUCACAGAGAAACUUAGAAGGGAUUUCAAAACUGAGAAGGAAGAAUAUGUGAAAGAAUAUGACAUGUUAAAGGCUCUGUGUGUCCAAAAAGAAAAAGACUGGAUGAGAAAAUAUCAGGAGGAAAUCAACAAAUUGGUCAAAUGUAUAAAGAAGAAGAAAAACAAUCUGACAAAAAUCAUUGACUUACUGAGUAAACAGGAAAAAGAAAUGGAGAAUGUCGAAGAUCAGGAGGAAAAAGAAAAUCUGCACAAAAAACAUGAAGCAGAAGUAAAUGAAAUGACAGAGACACUUCUGAAGGAUGAGGACUCAUCUGAUAAAGGAGGACUACUUAUUCAUAUGAGGAGCCUCUUCGGUACCAGCACGCGCUUCCUGGUCCCUUACGUGAGUUUUUCCGAGGCUUACCAUUGUCUCCACCCUUGUCCUCGGUACCGGCGGCUUGGUGUUCUCCAUGCCGCGUUCCCAUGCCAUGACGGGACCCGGACCAUGAGGAGUCUGGGCUCUCCUCCUGUGUCUUCUCCAUUCUGGAGGUUUUCCACGUCUCGGUCUGGAAGUUUUUCACGUCCCAGUCUGGAGGUUCUUCAGCCCGUCAACCCUGAGGCUUUCCACACCAUUCUGCCAAGAGGCCGCCCACGCCCCGUCACCAAGAGGCCAUCCAUGCCCCGUUGCCAGGUUGCCCCAUUGCCAGGAUGCCCCGUUGCCAGGAUGCCACGUUUCUCAAGGGGCUCUGGACCUCGUGGGGGCUCUGGUCCUCGUGGGGGCACUAGUCCCUGUGGAGGGGUUGUUUCAUCUUUUAAGGACAUCAGGAGCCGUCCCUUAGGAGGGGGUCCUGUCACGGUCUGUCCCGGUGGGAUCACCAGCUCCUCCCUCUCUCCACAUAAUCACCCAUGA